Molecule: messenger RNA, 973 nt
Organism: Paramecium octaurelia
Lineage: Eukaryota; Ciliophora; Oligohymenophorea; Peniculida; Parameciidae
Source: the annotation of a GenBank genome assembly
AUGAAAGCUCUCCUUCUUCUUGCAAUCAGCUACGUAGUCCAAUGUUGGUGGGAUGUUGGCCACAUGAUGACUGCAUAGAUAGCUAAGAACUACUUAAGAGACAAUCGUCCAGACACCUUGGCUUGGGCUGAUUCGUUGGUUUAAGACUUGAACCCACUUACCGAUGGGAAGUCUAACACAUUUGCAGAGGCUGCUGUGUGGAUGGAUGACAUCAAGGAAACAGGAACUUCAUUUAUGAACGAUUGGCAUUAUACAGACAGGCCCAUAAAUCCAGAUGGCUUACUGAUUAAGAUAGAUGAUCAAAGCAGAAACAUUAAUUCUAUUUAUGCAAUUAACCAAGCAGUUUCAGUGCUCACUAAUUCAAAAACUGCUAAGAAUAGACAUACAGUGUUUAAAGCCUAAAUGUUAAGGGUGCUUCUCCAUGUCAUUGGAGACUUACAUCAACCAUUGCAUGAUACUACAUUUUGGAAUUCAAGUUAUCCGAAUGGUGAUUAAGGUGGAAAUUUCAUGAAAGUGCAGGUAAAAUAUUGAAAUAUAUGUGUAGUUGGAGAAUGGAACCUUAGUGAAUUUGCAUUCAUUUUGGGACGCAGGAGCAUUUGCUUUCAAUCCCAAUAACUCUUUUCUGGUUAGGCCUCUGAGUUAAAGUGAUCAGGAAUAUUUAAAUAAAUGGUCAUUAGACGUAAUUAAAAAGUAUCAGUUUACGAAAUAUAGCAAUUUGGAUAUGACGUAUUAUACGCAUUAAUAUUUAAAUAGUAACCCAUCAGUUUGGACAUAUGUUGGAUAUAGAUAAGCACUUCAGUUUGUAUACCCAAUGAUUGCUGGGUCAAAUAACUACAACAAGGACUAUGUCAAAUAAGCAUAAGAAUUCUGCGAAGAGAAUUUAGCAAUAGGAGGAUAUCGUUUGGCUUAGAAACUAAUCGACAUCUACGAUAAAAUAUUAUUAAACGAAGCCAAAUUAUCCUUGGUGGAUUGA